GUCUCUCGUUCACCCUUCCAGCUUUCUACACACUACCAUCUAGUAGCUGAAAACCUAGACAAAUGACAUCUCCGUCAGGCCCAGGAGGAUACAGCUCAUACAAGCCUAGCGAGCACAUCACACCCUCCGGCCAUGCAACGCCCAGGACAGCCGCCCCAGCAGGAUCGGCUCUCGAGGACUUUGUGCACGACCUCGAUCGCCCCGUGAUUGCGGUGGACAUGGACGAUGUGCUCUCACAGACAAACCUUGCCGUCGCACAAUGGCAUAACGACACAUACGGGACGAACAUGACGCUCGACGACUUCCACUACUACUACUACUGGAGGAACCCAUACUGGGGCACCCCGAACGAAACCGUCGCCAAAGUCGAGAAGAUCUGGGAGUCCGACUACCUCGACAAAGCGCCGCCCGUGCCCGGCGCAUACGACGGGAUCGUCGCACUCAAGAACCUCGGCUUCCGCCUCGUGAUCGUGACCGCGCGCCAGCCGCGCGAGCUCGACCGCAGCCUCGCGUGGCUCGCGCGCGCGUUCCCCGGGCUCUUCGACACGGUCAUCUGCACGGGGCAGUCGCAGGAGACGCUCGCGGACGAGCACGAGCUCGUCACGAAGCUCUCCAAGGCGGACGUGUGCCGCAAGAUCGGCGCGCGGGUCCUGGUGGACGACUCGGCGGAGAACGCGCUCAAGUGCGCGUGCGCGGCGCCGCCGGUGCCGGUGCUGCUGUUUGGCGGGUAUGCGUGGAACAGGCAGGCGGCGCACUAUGAGGACGUGAAGGAGGAGCUGAGCUUUGCGGAGAGGUUUGAGAAGGAGGGGAGGAGGGAGUACUGGUUGGAUGAGAAGCUGGAGGUGCCGGAGGGUGCGCCGUUGACCCGGGUUAAGAAUUGGGAGGAGGUCAUCCAGUGGGUGGAGAAGCAGAAGGCAGACGGCAAGCUAUAGAGAGAUGUAUGCCAGUGAUGUAUGAAGCACGAGAAC
Messenger RNA from Trametes versicolor FP-101664 SS1, 968 nucleotides. RefSeq lists its product as uncharacterized. The record is from RefSeq and is a predicted model, not a curated record. Gene Ontology annotation, molecular function: 5'-nucleotidase activity. Bases 63 to 932 code for a protein of 289 amino acids. Lineage: Eukaryota; Fungi; Basidiomycota; Agaricomycetes; Polyporales; Polyporaceae. Gene Ontology annotation, biological process: deoxyribonucleotide catabolic process. The transcript is spliced from 4 exons.